This is a messenger RNA of Staurois parvus, 292 nucleotides long. NCBI's taxonomy places the organism in Eukaryota, Metazoa, Chordata, Amphibia, Anura, Ranidae. The record is from the annotation of a GenBank genome assembly.
UGUUCACACAAUAAUGAUGUGAACAUUCACUUUGGUUAUCCAAUUAUGCACUAAAAAAAAUCUAAUCUUUUGAUGAGGAUUGGAUAUUUAGUGAACCAGAGCCUCACCUUAUUCAUUAACUGCAAGUUCAUCAUAGGGCGGACUGACCAUUUGGAAACUUGGGCACUGCCUGAGGGUCUGGGGUCAGUAGGGGGCCCCAUGAGAUGCCCCUGGUACCUUUUUCAUAGGUUUUUUUGAGUUUGGGCAAGGACACAGGGGCCCCAGGAUCCCCUAUUGCCCGGGGGCCCCAUGA